AUGACCAGAUGGUUCUUAUUCUCCUCAGUUAAGAAUACAUAUACAGAAGAGAGAAAAUACAAAACUAUGAUGAAAAUAGACAGAGCAUAUGCAGAUUGGAAAGAAGGAGGCAUAAAAUUAUGGGAUAUAGAACUAAGACAUAUAGCAUUCAAAAUCUGGUACAUGAACAGGCUACUCCAUAACAACUACAACAACAACAACAAUACCUUACAAGAAUGGUACAUGGAGCAAUUAAGUAGAAAAAAAGCCCACACUUCAACCCUCAACGAUAUGUGCAGACACUGGGGUGUAUUCAGAGUCAAAUUUUACCAAAACCAUCCAAAGAUAAAUGAACUUCCAGACUGUAUAAGAAACGACAAUGACGAACCACUAAAACUGAAAGAAAUUUACGAACUCAUGAUCAAAGACAGACACCCAACACCAAGAAGAACACUGAUGAAAGCAAAUCAGAGCCAAAGUUCGAACAAAAGGUCAUAG
Dictyostelium discoideum AX4 is the source of this 477-nucleotide messenger RNA. RefSeq lists its product as hypothetical. The record is from RefSeq and is a predicted model, not a curated record. The transcript has a single exon. Lineage: Eukaryota; Evosea; Eumycetozoa; Dictyosteliales; Dictyosteliaceae. The coding region runs from base 1 to 477 and encodes 158 amino acids.